Molecule: messenger RNA, 5199 nt
Organism: Drosophila hydei
Lineage: Eukaryota; Metazoa; Arthropoda; Insecta; Diptera; Drosophilidae
Gene: RhoGAP18B
Exons: 6
Coding region: 283-4632 (1449 amino acids)
Biological process (GO): signal transduction; regulation of GTPase activity
Cellular component (GO): cytoplasm
Source: RefSeq, a predicted model, not a curated record
AAAGCGCAUAACAGAUAAAAUGAAAUGAAAUGAAAACCGUUUUUUUUAUUCUUGUUUUCUGUAUUUUUCGUGCCUUUGAUUCUGUCGACGCUGUUUAAAACAUAAAAAAGAACGUUAUAAUAAAUGAUGAUGCAGCAAUAUAAUGAUAAUAAUAACAAACAUUGCGAUAAACGCGCGUGAUAGUGAAUGAGAACAAAAUAAAACGAUAGAGAGUGGAACAGAGAGUGAGAGAGAGAGAGAGAGAGAGAGUGUGUGUGGUAACGAAUUAAAAAAGCAAAAGAAAUGCCGCAACAAGUGGAAAUGAAAAGCAGCAAGCGAAACAGCAGCGAAAUCAGCGACAACAAUAAUAAACAGCACAUUUCCAAUCAGAACGAGGCGACACAGUCGCAGCUGCGCAGCAAGCGCAGUCGCCAGCUGCAGCCACAGCAGCAUAUCUAUGAGAAUCUGCCAGCGUCUGCGACGUCGCAGCAGCUGCGCAAAUACUUUCGCCGCGAGGUGAUCUACGAAAAUCUGUGCCACGGCUGCGGCUAUGGCGUCUUUGCAGCUCAAGGUCACUAUUGUCACUUCUGCCAGUGCAUUGUUAGCGGCAGCGUCGUCGCUGCGCUGCAGCACCAGCAGCAACAACCGCAGCCGGCGUCUGAGUCGAGCAGCAACGAAUGCAAUAUUUAUGAGAACAUUUGCGAGCUCUGCCGAGGUAUCUACAGCGACAGCGAGCAAUGCGAGUGUGCAAGGAGUGCCACGCCCACAGCCGCAGCUAUAGCUGAAAAUGUGGCGCUGUUGCCGCCGCAGCCACCGCCAGCAGCGUCAACUGCCGCCAAGUCUGGCAAAUCACGCACUCUGCUGGGCUACUCCAAGUCCAGCGCAGCGACGUUGACGCGUCUCUUCGGCUCGCUGAAGCAGCUGAAUCGCUCCGGCUCGCUGCAGCGACGCCUUUUUCAGAGGGAGGUGGGCACCGGAAAGGCCGGCGGCGGCUCGUUGGAAAUCAUUCACAAUGUGGACGAAGUGUUUCGCACGCAGGAGACGUUCGAUAUGCAGCGCAUCUGCGAGCUGAAGCGUCAGCUGCAGUGCAGUCGCAGCGAUCAGCACAUCUAUGGCAGACUGCGCGGCGAGCGCGAGCCUGAAACGGAGCCGAAGCAGGAGCCGCAGCCGAAGCCGGAGCCGGAGCCGGAACCGGAGCGAGCGAUACAGCCAGAGGCCGAGAGCGCAGCAGAGUUGACGCGCAAAAAACCGCGCAUAUCGCGCAUGCGGCUGCUACGCCAAGAUGAACAGCAGCCAAACUGCCAGGCAGCAGCGUCGACGUCAGCAACAGCAACGUCACCUCUAUUUUUGAAUGAAAGCAUUUGCCAGUGGAUGCACGCGCUGCGACGCGAGCUGCACAGCUACGAGGAUGCAAACGGCGGCGUUGGCUGCCAGCAGCCCAAAAGCGUGCCGCCGGCGUAUGAGAGGGAGCGAGAGCGGGAACGUGAGCGAGAACAAGUGGCUGAAGCUGUAACGCUGCGCCGCAUCGAAGCAGCGGCAGCAGCAGAGGCAGAGCCUGCUGCGCAGCAGCGUUUGGUGAACGACUUUAAGCGCAAGCUGCUGGCCAAACCGUAUUUCCAAUUAGAUGCUCAAUUGGAAACCCAAUUAGCGCAACGUGUUGAGCCGCAUGACGAUGCGCAGCUAGACGAUCGACGUCGACGUCGCUGCGGCAUCAAUGAACGGCACGAUGCGGCCUUUGUUAGUGAAUUUCUCAGCGGCUUGGCGGUCAGUGAGAGCGAAAAGCCAGCGACAGAGCUCGAAUUAACUGUUAACACACAGCCAGCAUGCGCAGCAACAGCAGCGGCUGCGGCAGCGCUGCUUGCUGGACGUGUGUCGCUGCCUCAGCUGUGGCAGACAACUGCGCUUGCGGCCAGCUUGCAUCGGAGCGUCAUUUGCUACUUCGGCUAUGACAAAUUGCUGAGCGCCUUUUUGCAGCGUCGACAGCGACUGCGCAGCGACAGCAUUGAGCGCUGGCUGCGUCGAUAUCGGGGCUACUGUGAGAGCGACAACAACAAUAAAGCUGAGCGUGAGUCAGCGACGCGGCACCAGCAGCAGCAAAAGCAACGGCGUCGGCAGCGGCGACGCCUAUUGGGGCCGCCGACAUUGGAGCUGCCAGUUGUGUUAGCGACGCCACCGAGUGACGACGUUGCUGCGGUCACAUGGCAUGUCGGCAGCAUUAGCAAUACUAUAGAACAGAACGGGCGAGAGAGCGUCAGCGCGAUCGUGAGCGUAAACGUGUGUAAGAGCGAGCAACAGACGCGAUCGGUGUGCGCCAACGACGACGACGGCGUCGUUGUCGGCAGCGUUAGUAGCAGCGUGCUGAUGGCGGCACCCAAGCAGAGCGCCGUAACAGAGCGCUCCAGCAGCGACGACAGUGAAAACAAUAGCAGUAAUAAUAGCAACAACAACAGCAGCAAUAGCGACAAUAAUAAUAAGGAGCGUGACAAUGUUAACCAGCAGCAACAACAGCAACAAAAACAACAACAACAACAACAACAAACAAUAACACAGAAUUGUGUGAUAAAAGUGCGUCGACCGGCGCCUCAGGUGCCUGUGCGUAAUCCCACGACGGCGCUUACUAAGACCCAAAAUGAGAAAAGCAAUAACAACAACAACAAUAACAACAACAACAGCAGCAGCAGUAGCAGCGAAGCAGACACUGCGAUUGAUCAAGUGAAAAAGGAAGGAGCAGAGGCACAGGCAAAGGUAGAGUCAAAAGCAGAGGCAACAGCGGAGGCAGAGGUGGAGGUGAAGGUGGUGGCAUCUGUAGAGCAGGAGGAGCUGGAAGAGGAGGAGGAAUCCAUUUAUCAGACCAUAUGGCAGUUUAAAACCUUGGAGCCAGUGCCAGACGACAAUGAAGAAGACUUUGAGAUCAUCGCAGCGAGCGAUGCGACGGCCAGCGAUGACGAUGCAGACGCUGACUUUUACGCUGAUGCCGAAACCGAUGCUGACGUCUACGUCGACGCCGACGAUGUUCAGGCUGAGGAAUUGGCGCUGCAAGCAGCGGCAGCUUUUGCCGCCGGCGCACGUCACAGGCUGACUAAGCAAACGACGCCGGCGCCGCUGUCGCCGCUGCCAUCGCCAACGGCGUCUAUGGAUCAAGGCGCCUGGGAGACGGAUGACGAGUUUAUGUUCGCCAAGGCGGAUCAACAGCAGCACCAGCAGCAGCAGCAGCAAAGCGCUGAGACGCUUAGCGUGGGCAGCACGGUGACCAACAGCACAGCGACGCUCGGCUCUAUCAGCAGCGCGGGCAGCAGCAGCGUUGACAGCGCUGCGACUGCGCCGCAGACACUGACGCAUCCGCUGCUACGCAACAUAUGUAUUUGCUACAGCCUCAAGGAGCCGCAGAAAUAUAGCGUUAUCUUCUACGACUACGAACGGGCUCAAAUCCAUCGGCGAUUCAUGACACGCCAGCGAUGCCCGCCGCCGCCGCCUGCGCCAGCGCCAGCGCCAGCGCCGCAGUUGACAGCGACGACGUCGCAGUCAAUUGCGAAUUUAACCAGCAACGAUGACAGCGGCUGCAGCUGCGAAGCGGACACGGACGAACUGCAAGAACAUAUACCGCAUCCACUGAAAGAGGAUUGGGCUCUGGCCGUGCUCGCGGCGGCAGCGAGCAGCAAGCGCGGCGUCGCUGCUCGCGCCGGCCGCAAACUGCGCGUACGUUCCAGCGGUCGUCUGCUCAUACCCACCUCAGUGCUGGCAUGGCGCGAGCAGCUACAAGAUGUCAACUACUGUGAGGAUGAGGAGGAUAUGAUUGUGCCAGUGAGUGAUAUUCUGCGCGCCCAGCAAAUCCAAGAGGAUAACGAGGUGCAGCAGACGCAGCAGUCGACCAUCUUGCAGCGCUUCAAGAGCGCCUCCAUUGCCAACCUCGAUGACCUGCCCGGCGAGGAAGACAAGAAGUCGAUUCGGAAUCGCAUGCGUAUGAAAUUUCACAUCAAUCGAUCGCCGAAGAGUGAAAAGAAAUCGCGCUCGCGUCGCAGCCAGGUGAACAGCCUCUGUCUAGAUGAGCAGUCCAAGUAUCCGCUGUUCGCGGCACGGCUGAAUGUGCUGGAGCUGAACAUGUCGGAUCAUCCGUAUGUGCCGCGCUUUGUCGUCGACGUUUGCGCUCACAUCGAGCAGGACGACUGCAUCAAACAGGACGGCCUGUAUCGGGCCAGCGGCAACAAGCUGCUCGUCGACGAGCUGAAACGCAAGCUGACCCACUUGUACGAUCCCCGCCUGCUGCAGACGGACGACAUACACACGCUAACCAGCCUCCAUAAGCAAUUCUUUCGCGAGCUGCCAGCUCCGUUGAUCACCCAAGAGGCGUACGAUCGUCUGGGACGCUGCCUCACCGACGAUGCGGCGAUCGAGCUAAUGCAUUUGGCGUUCGAUGAGAUGCCCGAACCGAAUCGCUCCACGCUGCGUUUUCUAAUCAAACAUUUGACCAACGUUGCGGCAUUUAGCAGCGAGAACCGCAUGCCUGCCUCCAAUCUGGCCAUUGUCUGGGGCCCCUGCUUGCUGGCUGCCAACAAUAUCAAUUUCAACAUAGGCCGCAUGAAUAUGUUGGCCAAGGUGCUGAUCGAGAACUACGAGCGCAUUUUUCGUCCUGCGAACGAGCGACUUGUCUGCUAAUUCUGCACAUAAGUAUUCGUUCACACACACAUACACACAGACACCCACACAUAAAGGAGCUGCAGAGAACAACGAGGGAAAACAUCACAGUAGCUGUGCGCGCCUUUAAUUAAUACUAGAGGAACAACAAUUGAUCACAAUUUUCCAUCAUUUAUUGUAAUAAUUAUUAAUAAUAUUAUUAUUUUUACUUUUGUCUGGUUUUCCAUGUUUGCUUGCAAGUGUCGGAUUGAGUCGAAUCCCAUUUUGUGCUUAUUUUUUUUUUAAUGUUUAUUUAUUGUUAAACAAAGUGUUUGAGUGCAAACAUUUCAUGUAGUCGAAUUGAGCAAACACACGCAAAAUACUUACCAAAAAGACAGUAGACUAAGCUAAACUAGUAGUACAGUGAACGCUAACUAUGGCUAAUUAUAUAACAAGAACUCACACACACACACAUAUAGAUAUAUAUAUGUAUAUGUGUUAAAGCUUCUAUAUAUUUUUUUUUUAUAAAAUAUGAUUAAUAAAUUUGGUUUUGUGAAUGUGACCAAAUCGUAAGCAGCAUACUCUAGGCAUUAUCUAUGCAUAAUGUUC